AUGGCUUGUGCCACUGCAUGGUCCCCAGCAGACCAAGAUGGAUUUAUUUGUAUCUACCCUGAUUAUUUAAAUAAUAAGAAAACCAUCACAGAGGGGAGGCAGAUCCCGAUAAGUAAGGCUGUUGAAAAUCCUACAGCUACCGAGAUUCAAGAUGUAUGCUCAGCAGUUGGACUCAAUGUAUUUCUUGAGAAAAAUAAAAUGUACUCUAGGGAAUGGAAUCAUGAUGUUCAAUACAGAGGCAGAGUCCAGGUCCAACUUGAGCAGGAAGAUGGCAGCCUCUGCCUGGGACAGUUCCCAUCGUGUAAAUCAGUAAUGUUGUAUGCAGCAGAAAUGGUACCUAAACUGAAAACAAAGACACAGAAAACAGGAGGUGGUGACCCAAACCUUCAGCAAGGAGAGGGAAGUAAAAGAGGAAAAGGAAAGAAGAAGAAGUGA
Molecule: messenger RNA, 435 nt
Organism: Heterocephalus glaber (naked mole-rat)
Lineage: Eukaryota; Metazoa; Chordata; Mammalia; Rodentia; Bathyergidae
Product: signal recognition particle 19 kDa protein-like
Biological process (GO): SRP-dependent cotranslational protein targeting to membrane; SRP-dependent cotranslational protein targeting to membrane, signal sequence recognition
Cellular component (GO): signal recognition particle, endoplasmic reticulum targeting
Molecular function (GO): 7S RNA binding
Source: RefSeq, a predicted model, not a curated record